AUGAUGUUGGUGAAGACCAUGGUGGAGAUGAGAGUUUCGGAUUUCAGCAUUGCCAGGUACGAGCAUUCCUCCCAAGCUGAGAGCACCUUGGACUGUUUCAAGCAUUCGGCCUUCGUGCUGCUCCUGCAACUCAUGACCAUGGAGUCCUCCCGCUUCACCUGCAUUGACACCCAUGCAGGGCCGGCCUUGUACCACCUGGACCCGGUCGCCCUCCAGCGCCGCGGCGAGCCACUGGGGAUCCAACGAGCUGCACCGGAGCUGCGCCGGAGCUGGGACUCCACGCUGCACCACUACGUCCGAGCGGCGACCGCUACGUCCGUUGAGGAGGAGGAGGAGGAGGAUCAUCGAGUUGGUGCUGGUGAGGUGCAAUAUCUGGGCUCUCCUUUGUUGGCGCUGAAGUGGUUGAGGCCACAGGACAAGGCCAUCUUCUUCGAGCUCUCGGAGAGUGCCUGUCAUCAGCUUCGAGAGAAUGUCAAGUCGCAACGGAGUGAACUGGAGGCCACCGGAUCGCCGCUGGCGCUUUCACCGCUUGAGGAAUCGGGCGGUGUCAGGCUUCUCAUCCCCCAUUUAGCCUGA
Molecule: messenger RNA, 576 nt
Organism: Durusdinium trenchii
Lineage: Eukaryota; Dinophyceae; Suessiales; Symbiodiniaceae
Source: the annotation of a GenBank genome assembly